Molecule: messenger RNA, 2112 nt
Organism: Pipistrellus kuhlii (Kuhl's pipistrelle)
Lineage: Eukaryota; Metazoa; Chordata; Mammalia; Chiroptera; Vespertilionidae
Gene: DOLPP1
Product: dolichyldiphosphatase 1
Exons: 8
Coding region: 66-782 (238 amino acids)
Biological process (GO): lipid biosynthetic process; protein N-linked glycosylation
Cellular component (GO): intracellular membrane-bounded organelle; endoplasmic reticulum membrane
Molecular function (GO): dolichyldiphosphatase activity
Source: RefSeq, a predicted model, not a curated record
AGGUCAGGACCACCGCCCCCCUGGCACCCCAUUGGCUGCUCGGCGAAGCCCGGUCUCCGGGUAAGAUGGCAGCGGACGGACAGUGCUCGCUCCCUGCUUCAUGGCGGCCGGUCACCCUCACCCACGUCGAAUAUCCUGCAGGUGACCUCUCUGGCCACCUCCUCGCCUACCUGAGCCUCAGCCCUGUGUUUGUCAUCGUCGGCUUCGUGACCCUCAUCAUAUUCAAGCGGGAGCUGCACACGAUCUCAUUCCUCGGGGGCCUGGCGCUGAACGAGGGGGUCAACUGGCUCAUCAAGCACGUGGUCCAGGAGCCGCGGCCCUGCGGAGGCCUCCACGGCUCAGUGGGCACCAAGUACGGGAUGCCCUCCAGCCACUCCCAGUUCAUGUGGUUUUUCUCCGUCUACUCCUUCCUUUUCCUGUAUUUAAGAAUGCACCAAACGAACAACGCCAGGUUCCUGGACUUGCUGUGGAGGCACGUGCUCUCCCUGGCUCUCCUCACCGCGGCCUUCCUCGUCUCCUACAGCAGGGUCUACCUGCGCUAUCACACCUGGAGCCAGGUGCUGUACGGGGGCGUCGCCGGGAGCCUCAUGGCCAUCGCUUGGUUCGUCAUCACCCAGGAGGUCCUCACUCCUCUGUUCCCCAGGAUCGCAUCCUGGCCGAUCUCCGAGUUCUUUCUAAUUCGAGACACGAGCCUCAUUCCCAACGUCCUCUGGUUUGAGUACACAGUCACCCGGGCAGAAGCCAGGAACAGACAGCGCAAGCUGGGCACGAAGCUGCAGUGACCGGGGAGUGGCUGGCCCAGCCUCCAGAUCCGGCCGCACCACGCCGUGCGGAUGGAAGUGCAGAGGAUGGAGCGGAGACCUCAGCAGACCCGUCGCCAGUGGAGCCUUUUGUUUUCUUACUUUCAUUUCCAUGAACAAGGUGGCCCGAGGGGCCAGGCCAGCCCUCGGCCAGGCUCCUGGAGCCCCUGCUGGUGGGGCCGCUCGGCCGGAGACGCACCUGUGCUGCCGCCAGCCCCUGGCCGGUGGGGGGCGCCGGGCCGGGCGAGAGGCGGCCCCGCACCUGUGCUCCCAGGCAGGCAUCCAGGGGCGUGAGAAACACACACUAUUUAUUUUUUGGUUUUGUUAACGGCAGGCAGGAUUCUGGAGAGGGGCCGGAAGAGCCUGCUCUGCGCUGGCUGCCCCGGGUACAGAGGGCCCAGGCCCUUUGCCCCGAAAGGUGGCCUGGGCCCACCAGAGAGUGCCCCUGUGCCCUCCCUGCCACCAUUGCCAUUCCAGAACCUCAUUCAGUGUUUCCUCGUCUGGGGGCCAGGGCCCAGAGCGCGCUCGUCCGCGGCUGCUAUCGUGUCCUCCCUGCACUGACCCUCACCACAAGGGCUUUCUCGGUCCCCUGCCCCCCGUCAGCGGUCCCUGCUGGCACAAGAGCCUGCACACGUGGGUGAGCAACACAAGCUGUUUACAGCUCUUUUUGGUCCUGCCAGUGGGAGCGGUUAGUCUUCAUCUCCACGAGAACAAAACGCAGAGGAACCGGAGCCGGUGAGAGGAGGGGCCGGUGGGCGCCUGGCACCCGUGCCCUUCCCUUCUCUCUUCGCUCUGAACAUUCCUUAUCCUUCCCGACGCCCCCUGAGUGGCCGGGAACCUGCCCGGGGCACCCUGAGCCUGUUUCGGGGUGUGGCUCAGAGCCCCGCUGUCCAGCUCAGAGGACGGCUCCUCCUAACGGGACUUGAUCUCUCCAUCUCUGUGAUGUGGAGUUGUGGAGUGGACAUGCUUCCAGACUCUUGGAAGGUUCUAGAACUGAACCAGGCUGCUCGGGACCUGUGUCGAACCCCGCCCCCUCUCUCUCCGUGGAGGUUCGUAACCUGCUGCUGAAGCACAAUGUUCGGGUGCUUUCUUUUCCCAGUUGUUUAAGACAGUGUCCAAAGCCGUUCCAGAUGCCAGGCCGGCGGCCUGGUUCUGGGGAAGGUUGGUCAGUCCCCACAUUUGCCUCUCCUCCCCUCUCCUCCUCCCCUCCUUAUUUUUUACAUUUUGCCUGAGACAAGCCAAGUGUGAGGUGGUUUAAGAAAAAUCAAUGAAAUUGUUUACUAUUGUUUUAAAAUAAAAUCUUGAACUCUGA